CUACAAACAUGGCUGUCUCAGUGCUACGGCUGACACUUGUUUGGGGACUGCUUGUCUUAAUCCUGACUUGCCAAGCCGAUGACAAACCAGAUAGCAAGCCAGAUGACAAGCCAGAUGACUCAGGCAAAAGCCUAAAACCAGACUUUCCAAAAUUCCUAAACCUCUUGGGCUCGGAGAUCAUUAAGAAUGCGGUGGGGUUCAUCGUCUGCUCCAUGAUAAGGAGCAAAGGAUUUAUGGAAUGUGAUGAUAAACAAGAAGAUAAACAAGAAGAAGAACAUUCAUCAAAGUGACUUCAACCAGGACAUACGUGCAUGGCUCCAGAAUAAGGCAAGGGCAGCUGAAUCCUGCUUUUCCAGUUCUUUUGUUUCACAAGUCCUCCAGGACAGAGGCCUCAAAGCAGCU
This is a messenger RNA of Eubalaena glacialis (North Atlantic right whale), 402 nucleotides long. RefSeq names its product chromosome 4 C5orf46 homolog (gene C4H5orf46). Lineage: Eukaryota; Metazoa; Chordata; Mammalia; Artiodactyla; Balaenidae. The coding region runs from base 9 to 290 and encodes 93 amino acids. The transcript is spliced from 4 exons. The record is from RefSeq and is a predicted model, not a curated record.